GAUAAAAUACUUGUGUUUAAUCAGAACAACUGGAACGCAUUGAGGAAGGGAUGGACCAAAUCAAUAAGGACAUGAAAGAAGCAGAAAAGAAUUUGACGGACCUAGGAAAAUUCUGCGGGCUUUGUGUGUGUCCCUGUAACAAGCUUAAAUCAAGCGAUGCUUACAAAAAAGCCUGGGGCAAUAAUCAGGACGGAGUGGUGGCCAGCCAGCCUGCUCGUGUGGUGGACGAACGGGAGCAGAUGGCCAUCAGUGGUGGCUUCAUUCGGAGGGUAACAAACGAUGCCCGAGAAAAUGAAAUGGAUGAAAACCUGGAGCAGGUGAGCGGUAUCAUUGGAAACCUCCGUCACAUGGCCCUGGAUAUGGGCAAUGAGAUCGAUACACAGAACCGCCAGAUCGACAGGAUCAUGGAGAAGGCUGAUUCCAACAAAACCAGAAUUGAUGAGGCCAACCAACGUGCAACAAAGAUGCUGGGGAGUGGUUAAAUGUGCCCACCUGUGUUCUCUUCCAAAUGCUGUUGGGCAAGAUAGCACCUUUGUGCUUUUCUCAUCGUAUUACCUAGUAGGUCUGCACACAUACACACAUCAGUCCACCCCCAUUGUGAAUGUUGUCUUGUAUCGUUCAUCAGCUUCCCCAAACUAUUAUGUGUCUUUUGUUCUUUCUGAGUCUCUUUCUUUCCAAAGGUUGUAUAUAGUAGUCAUUUGGUGGCUCUAACUCCCUACAUAAGAUGUCUUGGGUUUCAUUUUUCCUUUUCUCUCCUCAGUGGUGUUUGCUGAAUGACAACAAUUUAGGAAUGCUCAACGUGCUGUUGAUUCUUUCAAUACACAGUAUUGUUCUUGUAAAACUGUGACAUUCCACAGAGCUACUGCCACUGUCCUUUCUUUGAGUGUCAGGCUCUGAAACUCUCAAAAUUUGCUGUCCUUGGUUCCUCAUGGUUGUCAUCUGUCUUUAUGAUUUCAUGAUUAGACAAUGUGGAAUUACAUUACAGGCAUUGCACUAAAAGUGAUGUGAUUUAUGCAUUUAUGCAUGAGAACUAAAUAGAUUUUUAGAUUCCUACUUAAACAAAAUCUUUCCAUGACAGUAGCAUACUGAUGAGAAAACACACACACACAACAGAAACAACGAAACAACAACAAAGCAUGCUCAGUAUUGAGACACUGUCAAGAUUAAGUUCUACCAGCAAAACUGAAGUAGUGUCACUUUCUUUCUGUCAGUAUAUAGACUUAUUAAUCAUGAUCAUCCUUUUUUAAAAAAAAAGAAUUUUAAAAAAAGAUGGAUUUGACACACUCACCAUUUAAUCAUUUCCAGCAAAAUAGACGUUUGGCUGAACUAUGUCAAAUGAAUGUAAUAUAGGAUUUGUUUGCUGCUUUUGAAGGCUAUGUUUUGGAGAAAGCAGUCUUGCUGUGAAACAGUGUGGAGAUGUAAAUUUUAUAAGGCUGACUCUUUAUUAAUCACCAUUUCCCCCUGUGGUUUGUUAUCAGUACAAUUCUCUGUUGCUUAAUCUAGAGCUAUGCACACCAAAUUGCUGAGAUAUUUAGUAGCUGAUAAAGAAAUCUUUAAAAAAUAAUAUAAAUGAAUGAAAUAUAGAUAAACUGUGAGAUAAAUAUCAUUACAGCAUGUAAUAUUAAAUUCCUCCUGUCUCCUCUGUCGGUUUGUGAAGUGAUUGACAUUUUGUAGCUAGUUUAAAAUUAUUAAAAAUUAUAGACCCCA
This is a messenger RNA of Leptonychotes weddellii (Weddell seal), 1707 nucleotides long. The record is from RefSeq and is a predicted model, not a curated record. NCBI's taxonomy places the organism in Eukaryota, Metazoa, Chordata, Mammalia, Carnivora, Phocidae.